Messenger RNA from Rhizopus microsporus ATCC 52813, 1933 nucleotides. Its product is annotated as DUF862-domain-containing protein. Bases 9 to 1889 code for a protein of 626 amino acids. Lineage: Eukaryota; Fungi; Mucoromycota; Mucoromycetes; Mucorales; Rhizopodaceae. Gene Ontology annotation, biological process: protein modification by small protein removal. The record is from RefSeq and is a predicted model, not a curated record. Gene Ontology annotation, molecular function: peptidase activity. The transcript is spliced from 7 exons.
UCAUCAGCAUGGCAGAACCAGUUCAACUCUAUAUAUAUGAUCUUUCUCAGGGCUUAGCCAAGUCCAUGUCCCUUGCAUUAACAGGGAAACAAAUCGACGGUAUUUGGCAUACUUCAGUUGUUGUCUACGAUCAAGAGUUUUACUAUGGCCAGGGUAUCAUGGCUGUUCCUCCCGGAAGCACACAACAUGGUGCUCCUCUCCAAAAGAUUGAUAUUGGCGAAACAUACCUUCCUCUUGAAGUUGUCCUUGAAUAUAUAGAUAGUCUUCGAUCGGUUUAUACAGCCGAAAAAUAUCACCUUUUAGACUUUAAUUGUAAUACCUUUUCAAAUGAUUUAUGUCAAUUUUUAUGCGGAAAGACAAUACCUGCUCAUAUCACUACUUUACCAUCCGAAGUUAUCAAUACGCCCUUUGGACAAUCCAUUUUGCCAAUGAUUGAAAAUAUGUUUGGUCAGUCUCGAUUAAGACCCACUACUACUGCUGCUGUUCCUCCAGUACAAGCACCGCCAGCCGAAACGGUCAAUCGUAUUCUACAGGGUGAAAGACCCACGACAGAGACAAUCAGCAGUUUAUUGCAAGGUAUCUCCUCCGCAGCAAUGUCUGCUGCCCCAACAGAAAAGAACCCUAUUCAAGAAGUCAAGAGCGCACAGAUGAUGGAACAGUUGAUCACCAGCUACAAAGCAGUGGCCGUCAUGUUCACCUCACCGACAUGUGGACCGUGUCAAAUGAUCAAGCCCAAGUUUAAAGAGCUCAUACAAGAGAAAAACAGUAACCCACAGCAACAGAUCAGAGUCUUAGGCGUACUUUUGGACAUGUCAGUUGCCAUGGAUGCGGCAAAGUACAACAUCAGGGGAGUACCGACGUUUCAUUUUUACUUGGAUGGGAAGAAGGUCGCAGAAUUUUCAGGCGCUGAUUACGCAGAAUUGAAGAGUCAAGUGGACAUUUUAUUAUUCGAAGCUUAUCCUCCUCAUCCACACCGAAAGCUGCUUUUGAAAGCAAUCAUCAAUCAGCCCAACGUACCUAUUCUUUACACCAAUGUUGGAAAACUAGAUGUUAUUUAUGGAAAGUUGAAUGAGUUUAUAAAGGCGAAUAAUGUGACUUUAUCGGAUACUGAGAAAAAGGCGCUGGAUGAAACCAAGCAGGUGCUCAGCAAGGAAAAAAAGACACUUAAUGUCAACGAGUGGAGUGAGCUGUCUAGGACAUUAUUGGAUAAGUUAAACAAUGAUCAGUUAUUCCCAUUUUUGGAUAUCUUCAAGUCAUUACUGCUUAUUCAGGACGUUUCCAACUAUUACACUACAAACCCUGAUCAAUUGGGCAGAGUGAUGGACAUUGCCACUCAAAACUGUGAAACGCUUACGAGAGCAACAUGGAUCAUGAUCUUACGCGUCGCUUGUAACCUAUUUGCUGAUUCGACCUUGUCCACAACUCACUUUACUUCCCACUUGGAAGGAGCAACCUAUCGAUCACAGCUCACACAAAUGUUAAUCACUAGCUUGUUAUCGGAUGACAGUCAGAUCAGACAAGCAGCCGCGUCACUUGCAUACAAUUGCUCCAAUAACGUCUCGAUCGAACGACUGAAAAAGGAAGAGGGGACGUUUAUCGGUAUAGCAGAACAAGAAGAUGAUGAUUGGCAAGUUGAACUAUUGAGUGCAAUGGUUGACGCAUUGACUAAAGAAACUGAUGAAGAAAUCAUGCACCGUUUAUUAGCUGCUGUUGGCAAACUACUAUUUUUAGCUCCAGAGACUUCAUCUGUGGGCAACUUACUAUCUGCAUUAGAUUUGACAAACAUUAUAGAAACAAAAAAGAAAGAAGGCGUCAUCAAAUCGACUUUAUUGCUUAGUUUAUCCUCUGAUAUCUCCAAGAUUGUUAAACAAGAAUCUGUGAAUGAAUAAAAAAAUAAAGGUUUUGAUUGGGUGGCUUGACAAGAUCCCUUUUU